Messenger RNA from Pristis pectinata (smalltooth sawfish), 3650 nucleotides. RefSeq names its product natural cytotoxicity triggering receptor 3-like. Lineage: Eukaryota; Metazoa; Chordata; Chondrichthyes; Rhinopristiformes; Pristidae. The coding region runs from base 885 to 1859 and encodes 324 amino acids. Gene Ontology annotation, biological process: T cell costimulation; cell surface receptor signaling pathway; immune response. Gene Ontology annotation, cellular component: external side of plasma membrane. The transcript has 6 exons. The record is from RefSeq and is a predicted model, not a curated record.
UAAGCCUGUGCUGAGAAAGAUGAAACAAGACAGGUGGUAGUAAAAGGGAAGCUAGAUUCAAUUUUUCAAAAGACUUGUCUGAAUGUUUGCCUUGGAAUUCCAUGUCUGAAAAUACAUCUUUAAAAGGAGUGUGCUGUUUAUGUUCAAUUUCAGCCACUGUUUUCUUCACAGCUGUUAACCCCUUGCAGUAGUUGUUAUUGUAACUGUGUUCUGAAUGCAGGCAUUCUUUUUCUUGAGAUAAUUCAAAGCUGUUUUAGAUUGGAACAAUUUUAAAUGUUUUUUGCCUUUCGAUGGUGAUGGACGUAUUCGAGUUUCAGCUGCCUCUCCAAUAUUCCUAUUUGUGGGGAAACACUUCGCUUGAAAGUGCAAAACAGAUCCUCUUCGCCUGGAGAAGAUCGCAAAAAAUAAGUACAAGCGCCGCACGCUGUGUCUGCCUGCCGAGGCUGUUUUAAGCCACUUGUGUAUAUUUGGCUUCUCGCGUACUUGUGAACGUUUCAUUUGCGCAGGGCGGGAGUCUGCAGAUCACGGAACCGAAGAACAGAAACUUGCUGAGCCACACAGCUCACUGCCUCCACGCCAACACUCCCGCCGCACACAUCUCGUGACAUUAACACUGCUGUGGAUUUUUUUUAAAAACUUCUUUGAAUUGGCCUCAAUCUACAUUUCUAGCACUGAGCACGUGUAUUGCAGGUUUCAACUGACGCUCGCCAGUGCUGAAACCGCAAGGCUCCUAGUUUGACAUUUAGCUUCGAUUGUACAUUACGCUUGCACCCCCCAAUCAAAAAAAUACUCUCCGCUCCCCACCGAUAUCCCCUCCCACCCUCCCAAAACAACGCAGGGUCUGUUGUCUCGCCGGUCCUCAAUUUCGAAAGUCGGUGCUCAAUAUGUUUGGAAAAAGCGAAUUUAACACCUUCUUCAUUCUGGCCGUUGUUUGCACAGCACUCGCCGAGGCUGCUAGGGUGAAGCAAAGACCGGAGAAAGUGGAGGUGCUCGUGGGAAAGGAUACGAGUCUCUACUGCUCGUUCCCGCUGGUUAGAGAUCAAUCUAAAAUCAGGAUCUUUUGGUGGAAAGAUGGAGAGCGGGAAUUCUACAAAGCGAGGCAAGAUCCCAGGAAAAGUUUCGAAGUGGAAUCCAAAGCGAACGGCGUGUUUCGGAUUCGGGACGUGAGAUUCCGAGAUGCCGGAGUCUAUUACUGCAGAGUGGAGGGUGAAAUCACUGGAAAUGGAACAGGCACAACUCUCACUGUAAAGGCUUCCCCAGAGCCUUUGACUAUUUCUCAAAGACAACCUGCAGAUGGUUCUCUAUGGUGUAAUACAUCUGGAUUCUAUCCUACUGACUAUACCUUGUCUUGGUAUAAAAAUGGUCAAGAAGUUAUGACUGGAGUAAAGAAUAUAAAGGGGACAAAUAAUGAGGGUCUAACUGUAGUUUCCAGUAUUUUGAAAGAGCCGCAGCCAGCUCAGCAUGGAACUGUCUACCUGUGUAAGGUGUCUCACUCCACGCUCCAAGUUCCAGCUUCGACCAAUUAUACUGUCAACAUUGCAGGCACCAGUAAAACUGCCCAUCUUCCCUGGUGGAUCUAUCUUUGUGGAGGAAUUUUUGUCCUGCUUCUGAUUACUUCAAUAAUCGUUUAUUGUAAAUUCUGUAAACGCAAAGCUCAUAAAGACAAAGUUCAAACUAAGACCUGUGUACGGUGUACUCGACCAAUAACAGCAAAGCCUAAUGAAAGAAUGAAACAGGAACCAGUAAAAGAUAGCACACAGAUGACAACGAGGAACCCAAGCAGAGCAGCAGCUGAUAUCAAUGCCCCGCCAAAGGUCAAAAAACAUCGCAAAAAGAGAAGUGAACCAAUGGGUGUUUGAUCCCAUUAAAUAAAACAAUCUAAGAAGCAUGUUAUAGUAAUUAUAGCUUUUAAAUAAUGCAUUCAAUGUUCAUAUAACCAUACACUGAGUAAUCAAAAAAAUCUUGUAUUGAGACAUCAUCAGGUUACUGCAUUUUAUUAUAUUUAUUAACUUACUAAAAUAUUAUUCUACUUUGUAAUACUGCAGAAUUUAUAAUACUUUUUUUAAUAUGGUUAGAAAUGGGUCUUCAAAGGACAUUCACAUUUAACUUUUGGAGGAAUUCAAAACGUAAAGAAGUGCAAACCCAUUUUGAGAGCUUUGUUUGGUAUGGGAUUUUCAUCUAAAUUAAAUAGCCUUAGUCACAUUUUGUGUACAGAAUUUGAGUUCUCCUUUGGCUGCCAUUCAUGCACAUUGUGUAGAAUUCAGAAUGUUAUUUAUUUGUGGAAGCUUGAUGUUUACAAAUUAUCUGCCAUGUUUCUUAUUUAUAUACAUUACAUCAGUGCUUCCUUUGGUUUAUACUUUAUCUAUGCAAGCUCCUUUUUCUGCUCUUUAUAAGCCAAUAUUCCAUUUAAGCCCAAAUUCAGCUAUCAGGUUCUAUCCCAUCCAUUAUACAUUGAAACUUGUUAUAAAUCAACUUUACACAGUUAUGCUAAACCUAAGUAUAAAUGUAUCUUAACUCAAAAAUGAUGAAAUAUGAGGGAUAGUAAUGUGAUCAGUGUUCAUAGAAAAUGCUAUAAACACUCAGCAGGCUGGCGGGAUCUGUGAAGAGAGAAACAGUUAACAUUUCAGGUCGAAGAUCCUUCAUCAGAACUGGAUAAGUGAGAAAAGAAAUUAGUUUCAAAUUGCAGAGAGGGAUUGAUUGGACCAAGGGAACAUCUAUGAUUGGGUGAGGCUGGGUUGCCAUGGGUAUAUGCAGUUUACAAAGCAGCCUGAUUGUUAGAUUAAUGACGGAAGUUAAAGAGAGAGAGGGAGUGAGAGAAGAAACAAAAGGACAUUUAAAGUUACGAAAUGUUUGUCAGGUCUGUUGCAGAGAGGUGAGCCAAAAGGAGAAUGAUGGAAAUGACCAGGAGAUCAUUCAGUAUCUGUGGAGAGAGAAAAACUCAAUUAAUAUUACAGAUGGAUAAACUUGUAGCGCUUAAAAACCCAUUCCAAAUUCAUUUGAUUGAUGUUUGAGACUCAGAUUUCCAGGGUUUGGGUAAAAUAGUGUGAAUAUUUUGGGUCUCGUAAUAAAAAUCCACCAUAAGGAAUAACAAAGACAAACAACCUUCUGCCAUGCACUACCAGUGGCUGUGAAGGCCACAAUUGCUCUCAGUGCUGAUGCUACAUUUCUUUUUGUAGUCAGUAGCAGAGAAUAUUUCUAUGUUCUGAUUUCCUAAGUUAUCUUGUACUUUGCUGAAUUAACCUCAGCUGCAGCACCCCACACUAACUGUUGCAAGCAGGCAGAGAGACAAGUGAAUCAGCUUCAUUGCCGAACUCUUUUAGUCAACAAAGCAGUGAUAAAUCAUUGAUUUCUUUUGAAUACCUUUGCAAACAAGGAAUCGCUGCUUGCUGUAUAUUUAUUUUAUAUUUGUUGCAUAUUAUAUAUGCUUUGUUUAAAUAGCUAAUGGUAACAUAAUGGCUAUUAAUCUUCACACACUCUUGAGAUAUGAGUUAUGCAUGUAAUUAGGCAGUUUGUGCAUUUGCAUCAUUUCAGAGCUUUUAUGGGUGGUUCCCUGUGAAAGCCACAAAUACAGCUAAUCUGUAGAAUGUUUGUCUCCUGAUAUUUAUGCUGUUGUUUCACUUCACUUUGAAUAAAAUUCAAUUUUCCUUUGU